Messenger RNA from Drosophila subobscura, 2128 nucleotides. RefSeq lists its product as uncharacterized. The transcript is spliced from 4 exons. NCBI's taxonomy places the organism in Eukaryota, Metazoa, Arthropoda, Insecta, Diptera, Drosophilidae. Bases 1 to 2049 code for a protein of 682 amino acids. The record is from RefSeq and is a predicted model, not a curated record.
AUGGAGACUGUGGCACCCAAGCACCAAGAGCAACAACAGCGCUGCAGAAAACAUCCGCGUCAAGGUGGUGGUGGCAAUGAAAUCGGUGCUAAGAAGAUUUGGCUGCCGCUUAUCAUUUUCCUUUCACUGCAGGCUGCCCUGGUCUUGGCGGACGAUGUUGAGGUGGUGAAGGCCAUUGCCGGCGGACCCGACGAUGAUCUGGCCCUGGCCCUCUCCGAGCACGAGAAUGAGCUGGAUCAAAUGGCGCAGGAAUCGGAGCAGGAGCAGCAGCAGCAGCAGCAGCAGCAAAUGCAACAGCAAAUGCAGCAGCAACAGCAGCAGCAGCAGCAACCUUCGCAGUCCGUGCUGGUGCCCAAGGUGCAGGUUCAUUAUCAGCACAACAUGCCGCCCGCUCCGCCCCAAUUGGGCCUCACAUUGCGCAGCAACCAUCAAAAUAUUCCGCUAAGUUUUGGCCAACCCUUCGGACCACCGCCGCCGCCUGGCGCACAGUUCUACAAGGGACCACCGCCACCGCCCCAGCGACAGCAGCAACAGCAGCAGCAGCAGCAGCAGCAGCAACAGCAGCAGCAGAUGCCACAGCAGCUGCAGGUGCAGCAGGUGCAGGUGCAGGUGCCCGACCUGAGUGUGGGCGCCUCGAGCAACAAUGAGAUUUGGGCAUCGCCCGUGCAGGACAUGCCCAAGAUCAUCUCUCUGGAUGUGAAGUGCGAGAAGAACGGCAUGAAGGUGUUCGUGCAGUUCGACAAGCCCUUCAACGGCAUCGUCUUCUCCAAGGGCCACUACAGCAACAUGAACUGCGUGCACCUGCCCUCGGGCCUGGGCCGCACCUCGGCCAGCUUCGACAUCGGACUCCACGAGUGCGGCACCGCGGGCAACACGGACAACUACAGCCAGGGCUAUGGGCACGACCAGAGUGUGUCGGGCGCCGGCACCGGAGCGGGCACCUACUUUGAGAACAUCAUUGUCAUCCAGUACGAUCCGCAGGUGCAGGAGGUGUGGGAUCAGGCGCGCAAGCUGCGCUGCACGUGGCACGACCAGUACGAGAAGAGCGUCACCUUCCGGCCCUUCCCCGUGGACAUGCUGGAUGUGGUGCGGGCGGACUUCGCCGGCGACAAUGUCGGCUGCUGGAUGCAGAUCCAAGUGGGCAAGGGACCGUGGGCCUCCGAGGUCUCCGGCCUCGUGAAGAUCGGACAGACCAUGACCAUGGUGCUGGCCAUCAAGGACGAUGACUCCAAGUUCGACAUGCUCGUGCGGAACUGUGUGGCCCACGAUGGCAAGCGAGCGCCCAUCCAGCUGGUGGACCAACGGGGCUGCGUGACCCGACCCAAGCUCAUGUCGCGCUUCACCAAGAUCAAGAACUUUGGGGCCUCCGCCUCGGUGCUGUCGUACGCCCACUUCCAGGCCUUCAAGUUCCCCGACUCCAUGGAGGUUCACUUCCAGUGCACCAUCCAGAUCUGCCGCUACCACUGCCCCGAGCAGUGCUCCUCGGAGACGAACCUCCAGGAUGUGCACCACCUGCAGGUGGGGCCCGAGUCCCAGUACGGCCCACCGCCGCCGCAGCUCCAUGUGGAUGCCUACCACGUGGCGAGUGCCAUUGGCAAGCGACGCGACGAGCGCCGAGUGCAGCGUCGUGCCCGUGCCGUGGCCGAGCCCCAGGUGGGCCUCAAUCGCAUCAUCAAGGUGGUCUCCUCCGGCGAUCUGACCUUUGCCAUUGACGAGCAGUCCGGCAACGCCAGCAAUGCCUCCGGCUCGACUGCGCCCCAGACCAUGGUGUUCCCCGUGCGCGAGGAGGGACUGAUAUGCAUGACCACGCCGGGCUUUGCCAUCACGCUGAUCGUGCUGCUGGGCAUUCUGGUCACCUCCUGUCUGACGUCUGCCAUUCUGUACGUGCGCCUGCGCCCCUUCUCCUCGUUCAGGGCCAAGGAGCGGGCCGUUGCCUUCACGAAUCCCCAGCUGGCUGCGGCCGCCGCAGCCGGUGCUCUGCCCGUCCUGCAGCUGGCAUCGCCAGCCGAUGUCCAGGGCACGCUCUCCAAGAAGCGGGCGCUGUCAUGAGCUAAACCCAACUGUUGCUAGUUCCGGUACUGGUUGCCUGGUUGCCUGUUUGCCUGGUGUCCCCCCAACCCCCCACAGC